AUGCUUUUGGAUGAAGAUACUGCACUUUUUAAAUUCUGGAAGGAUAUUCAGAAUGUUGAAAUUGACAAAAAAAUAAUUUCUUUAACAGAAGGUGUUUACUUGUUGGGUAAAAUGGAACAAGGAUCAAAUAUUUUUGUUCGUCAAUGUUAUAUUGAUCUCUCCAUGAUAAUUUUUGACAGUGAUAAAUUGGAAAAAUUUUGUAUUACAGGAACUCCAGGAAUUGGAAAGACAUUUUUUGUUUACUACCUGCUUAUUCAAUUGAUAAAAAAGGGGAUGAGUGUAGUGUAUGAUCAAGUCAAUCAGAAACUUGAUGAUUCAUUAUUUCCAUCAUAUUCCCAGCAAUUGGUACUCUUUGCAUCAACAUAUAUAAGUGAAAAGGUUAUAAAUUGUUAUGAGGAGGAAAAAAGGGACCAGAUGUAUAGUUUUUUAUUAGCAAGCAAAGAUCAGAUGGGAUAUGAAACUUUGCAAGGAAAAAUAUUUGAGAAGUUCCCUAGACUUGAAAAUAAAACCUUCCAAUCAAUAGAUAAUAUUAAUACACAUAAUGAAUAUUAUCAACCACAACAAAAAAAUUUCUCCUCGGUGGAUUCAUUGGUUUUACCAAAUAUGCUGUUUCAGAUGACUAUUAAUCAGCACCAUGGUAUCAAGGUCAAGGGAUUAGAUGAUCUUAAAAAUAUACUUGAUAUCACAAAGGAAAUCAAAUUUUACUUUGUUAUGCCACCAGGAUGUUUUGAUGGAAUGAAAAAGCAACCAUUUCAUGCCAGAAAAGGGGAAGAUUAA
Molecule: messenger RNA, 777 nt
Organism: Entrophospora sp. SA101
Lineage: Eukaryota; Fungi; Glomeromycota; Glomeromycetes; Entrophosporales; Entrophosporaceae
Source: the annotation of a GenBank genome assembly